Salmo salar (Atlantic salmon) is the source of this 5439-nucleotide messenger RNA. RefSeq names its product beta-2 adrenergic receptor. Gene Ontology annotation, cellular component: plasma membrane. Lineage: Eukaryota; Metazoa; Chordata; Actinopteri; Salmoniformes; Salmonidae. The record is from RefSeq and is a predicted model, not a curated record. Gene Ontology annotation, biological process: adenylate cyclase-activating adrenergic receptor signaling pathway; positive regulation of MAPK cascade; norepinephrine-epinephrine-mediated vasodilation involved in regulation of systemic arterial blood pressure. Gene Ontology annotation, molecular function: beta2-adrenergic receptor activity; norepinephrine binding.
AGGAGCUACAUUCAGUAAGAGAGAGUGGUGUUUUAGAACACAGAGCAAGUGGGACUGUGAGUGUGUGACACAGCAAAAGAGGAAGGGAGAAGGCAGUCAGCCAAAAACAUUUCUAAUGAAGUACAAACGCAUAAUGGGAGCUACAACAUAAAAAAGGAAUACUUUUAGAUUUUUGGGGAGACCAGGAGAACAUUUGGAGAUCAUGGAGAAUGUGAGCACGCCUGCCGUGUUCAACCUAUCGGAUCUAUCAGUGGAGAUGAACUCGUCGUCUCACCAGUGGUCUUACUCGGAGUACAGCGAGGCUGUGGCGGUGCUACUCGGCAUCCUCAUGGCCCUGCUAGUGAUGGGCAUCAUCUUUGGCAACGUGCUGGUCAUCACCGCCAUCGUGCGCUUCCAGCGGCUGCAGACAGUCACCAACAUGUUCAUCACCUCUCUGGCCUGUGCUGACCUGGUCAUGGGCCUGCUUGUGGUGCCCUUCGGCGCCUGCUACAUCCUCCUCAACACCUGGCACUUUGGCAGCUUUCUCUGCGAGUUCUGGACGGCGGCGGAUGUCUUGUGUGUGACGGCCAGCAUCGAGACGCUGUGUGUGAUCGCACUGGACCGCUACCUGGCCAUCACAUCGCCACUACGCUACCCGUCCCUGCUGACCAAACGCAAGGCAUGCGUGGUGGUGGUGACGGUGUGGGGGGUGGCCGCCCUCAUCUCCUUCCUGCCCAUCCACAUGAAGUGGUGGGUGUCUGAUGAGCCCGAGGCGCUCAGCUGCCUGGAAGAUGCCCACUGCUGUGACUUCAACACCAACGCUGCCUACGCCGUAGCCUCCUCCGUCGUCUCCUUCUACAUCCCCCUGGCGGUCAUGGCCUUUGUCUAUGGACGCGUCUUCCAGGAGGCCAGGAAGCAGCUGGAGAAGAUCCGUGGCAGUGAGGGGCGCUUCCACGCCCAGAUGAUCGACAACAACCAGGGGCAGGAUGGUGGGGACGGGAGCGGAGGAGGAGGGGGGAAUGGAAAGAGACCUAAGUUCUGUCUGAAGGAACACAAAGCCCUAAAGACGCUGGGAAUCAUCAUGGGAACCUUUACCCUCUGCUGGCUGCCCUUCUUUGUGCUCAAUGUGGUGGUGACCAUCUGGAAGGUGGACAACAUUAAAAUACCUUUCAGGAUAUUGAACUGGAUAGGAUACGCCAACUCAGCGUUCAACCCCCUCAUAUACUGCAGGAGUCCUGAGUUCAGGUAUGCCUUCCAGGAGAUUCUGUGCCUGAGAGGGGCUGCUUUCCCCACCAAUGGAUACAUAUAUAGGGGUCACAGCUUGCGCCUAAGCCCCAAGGACAAGCCAGGCAGUCUUUCACAUAACGCUGGGACCGUGGAGCUGGGGAUUGGCUCUCUGUCUAGUGUCACCAACAUAAACGGGUAUUGCCAUAAUCCUCCUCUUGCCUCCAUUGUCUGAAGCGCAGGGUGUUACAUUGAGACUUGUCUUUCUCGUUUAGUCAGACCCGGUAUGCAGACACGGGAUAGGAAAUGACAUGUGAAUCUAUUUCCAUAUUUAAAUGCGUUACUAUAAGAAUAUUAUUCUAGUAAUGUGUAGGUUAAUAAAUGUUUGUAAUACUUUUCCUCUUAAUAUUGAACAAAGUCUGCAAAAUACUUAGGAAGUCUAUGGUUGGCGGAUGUGAUCAUGUGUGUGUGGUUUGUGGACAUGAGUAUGUGCACAUGUUAUGUACUCUUGUGCUUACUCCUGUGUGCAAAUGAACACCACGGUUCAGGUACUAAGUUCAAGUUUCAAGUUCAGUUGCACAAACAUUUGUUAUAUUGUUCUAAGUUAAAACAAAUUACCUCAUCAGCAUCAUUUUCGAUUCAGCUCCUUAUCUUAGAGCUCCAAGAACAAAUAAUUAUAGUCUGUUUGUAUGUUGUAUGAAAAAUGAAUAAUGUCGUUAGUUGAACUGACUGUUCUUUCCUGGCAGCGGGCUGAAUGAGAUAGAAAUGCCAGGGUAGGAGAGGUAGGAGAGAAUUAACAGGCAAAACAAGAGAUCAAAUCAGGGUUAACAGUAAUAUCUGUGACCCCCACUAGCGGCUGUAGCCAGCCCUCUGUCUGUAACACAUUCCAUAUUGAUCUGGGUCUCUCCCAGAGCCAGCUCAGGGACUUCUGUCUGUGUGAUUCUGAACACUUCCUCUGCCACGGCCCAGAAAUCCAACUCUCUGAUGAGGGACAGCAGGUGCACAUAAUCGCAGGCAGGCGCUAUUACCAGCUACACCACACACGUUGCCCCAUUCCUCCAACCACCCUUCAAUACCUCAACCUUCACCUCCCCGCUCAAUAUCACCAUUUAAUAACUGAGGUUACAGACGCCUGUCCUGCCGCCUCUCAGACAGUGAAUAAGGACACACAGACAGAGAAGUCUUUGAGGUGGACCUUACUUUUGUGACUCAAUAACCCCUGCAAGCAUAGUGUAGGUCAGAGCAGCAAUACCUUAAUGCUGGGUAGUGUGACCACCACUGUACGUCAUUCUGAUACCAAUAUCCAGCCAGUAUACUUAGUCUGUAAAGCUAUGUUUAGGGAUUGCUUUCACACUCUACCGUGCUGGUUUUCUUUGUUAAUGACUAGCGUGGAUACUGAGAACUGUUGCUGAUGUUAUUGUGCUGCUCUCCGUUAUUGUCGCUCUUGUUGUUGCUGUGAAGUUUCAGUGUUUACAGAGAUUUCUGGACAAACUGUCUGAUUGGGGAUACAAUUAAAGUGUACCAUACAUUUACACAAUGUACUGACUAGCUAAAAGAUAAGGAAAUAAACCCCUAGACUAUAGCUUCGUCAGAAUCUGCACAUAUUCUUGUCUGAGGAAGAUAAACUGUAAGAUUGGAACUUCUACUUCCAGAUGUUCUAUAUAGGUGCUCAGUAUUUUAUUUUUUAUGUCAUUUAGCAAACACUCUUUUUCAGAGCAAUUUACAGAAGCAAUUAUAAGUGCCUUGCUCAAGGGCACAUACAUUUUUCACCUAGUCAGCUCAGGGAUUUGAACCAGAAACCAGCUACUGGACCAAUGCUUUUAACCGCUAGGCUAUCUACUCCCACAGUAGUGAUGAAUGAUGUAGGAGUCCGGGUGGAUUUUGUCCAGGUGUUAAUGAAUAGAAACCUUGGUAUCACAUUCAGACUGUAAUGAACUAGGUUAACGGUGUAGCACACAGUGUACUUGCACUACAACAUAUUCGUAGACUGUAUCUCAGCAUCAUGUCAGCCAGCCAAGUGGAAAAAGUACAUCUAAAAUGUUCACUUGCUGUUAAAUGUUCAUAAUUAUUUAAAAAAAUGUCUUAGUUUAUAGGCCUAUACUAAAUCCUAUUACUUUACAAUUGUUUGGAUAGCUAUGUGUGUGUAUGUGUCUGUCUGCAUGUGCCUGUGCUAACUGUAUGAGUAUGACAGUGUUUAGACAAUGUUUGGAGCUUUGAAUUCACAGGAAAACACGAGGUACCGUGUGUGUUAACUCACUAACCCACCCCCUUUUUAUGGACACAAGGACACCUUUGAUGUAUGUACUGUAAAUGUGAAUAAUGCAUUAUCCUUACAUUGCAAAAUGUUACCAUGAAUGUACUGUCAACUUCAGUCACACACAAAAGUAGGAGAGACAUGGUCUUAGAUAUUUACAUAUACCAUUUUUUUCAUUCCACUGCCAAAUGAAAUUACAUUCUCAGUGAGUUAUCUAAGGCAGAAUAUUUAACAGUGGGAAUUUAUGCUAAAUAUAAUAUUUGCUAGGAAUAUUAACAUUUGAUUUUGUGAUCUGUGACUAUUCAUGUCUGACAUGUGACAUGUCUGAUAUUAAACCCAUUUUUGUCUGUUACAUUCAGACCCGGUUCUGUGUAAAGGGUGAGAACCUGUCCCCCUCUGGUAGUGCUGUUAACUACUCAGCAGACAGAAGGAUCACUCACCACUAUUUUGUAUGACAGUCUGUUGCUAAGGCCAAUGUCCAACAUUAUGGGACUGGACAUUGUGUCUGGAUUCCAUGGACAACACAACAUUGCACAUGCCCACAGCUGUUUGCACAUGUCCACAGCUGACCACAGAUGUCCCUCUGCAGGGGUUAAAAAAAUCUGUUCUGGGAAGGAGACUACAGAGAUGUCAUGCAAACAGCUGCGUCCAUGUUAGACAGCAACACUGGACUGAAGAGCAGCUCCUCUUUUUCACAGAUCAUGACCUUUUCCACUGUGGGGUGGAAUGGUGCCCCUGAGCACUGAUCAAAGGAACUGAGUUUACAUUUCUCAAUCUCUGCUGGCCUGAUAUGAGUCACAAUCUAAUGCCCCUGAGCGGUUCCCGCACUGCAGGUUCCACACUGUAGCUAUGCCAUGUUGGUAAAAUGGUCCAAAAAAAAGAGGAAAGUGUACAGUACAGUUUCAAUUGCAUGUACAGUAUAUUUCAGUCAUGUCAAAUUACUCUGCAAGUGUAACGUAUUUCCAGCAUUCUGUAUUUGCUAUUACCAUUGUAAAGCUAUGGCUUCUUUCUGCAUUGUUGCACUUUAUCCGUCCGUGGGUCUGCUGCUGCCAGCCAGUGUUGUGGUUACUGUAUAUCUUCUCAUAAACAGAGGUGAUUUAUAUGGUAACUGGAGAGACCUCUACUGCUGACCAAGAACAGAAUCCGGAGGUGACAUUUUGUGGUGACGACAGCAUUUUCCAUGCUGCUUGACGGUCACAUGGUAUUUAGGAAGUAAUCCAGCACCAGUCACUAUUACUCAAGGUAAUUGUUCACAAUUAUUAAAGCUAGAAUCCUUAUUUAAAACAAUAACAAAUUGGUCACCUUGGCUGUGUUUUGGUUAAAAGCUGAGGGAUGGGCAUGGAGAAAUGUAAUCACUCUCAAAAUGAUAGACAGAACAAUGGAUGUAAGGACUGAUCAUCCAUGAUAUCAAUAUUAUAGUGAUAACAUUGAUUUGAGGCUAUACAGUGUUUGUUUAUGUUAUAUUGUUUACAAACAUUGGAGUAAAACAAGCUGGUAUUUUGGGUUAUAAUAGGGUACGACAGUUGAACUAAGCUCAUGAGGCACUUAUAAGUUAUAUUCUUCAAGAAUCAAUGGGUUUAUUUCAUUAACAUAUAGGUCCAAAAUGGAUGUAGCAACUAAGGAUUAUAGCUUAAAGGGAUACUUCUGGAUUUUGGCAAUGAGGCCCUUUAUCUACUUCCCCAGAGUCAGAUUAACUUGUUGACACAAUUUUUAUGUCUCCGCGUCCAAUAAGUUAGCGGUAGUUUUGCGAGCCAAUGCUAAUUAGUGUUAGCGCAAUAACUGGCGAUACUGUACUAGCUUCUAGUUAUUGCGCUAACGCUAGCUAGCAAUUGCGUUCGUGCUAGUUAGCAACUUCAUUUAAACUGCACGCAUAGACAUAAAAAUGAUCCACGAGUUCAUCUGACUGGGGAAGUAGAUAAAGGUUGAACUAAUGUGACAUCGUAUUUUUAUUUAAUAAAUUGUUUAUUGUUCUUAAAAGGUAA